AUGCGCACAGCUGUGACAAACAACAACGACCACCCCGUCACUAUUCUUAACUAUGGUUCGCCGCUGGAUGCACUGGCGAUUCAGCUAGGCACACUGUACAUCACCUCCAAGGGCGACAGCUCACCUUUGGAGAUUCUGCAAAUUGAGAAUGACAGACUGUGGCCACCCAUGGAAGACGCCCUGGUUGAGAUUGGACCUGGACAAACAGCUAUUUGGGAGUCUACACUACAAGAACCUGUGGUUCCCAUGGACAGGGUCUUUGAGAGUGCGACGGUUCAACUAAAGGGUACUUGGACUGCUGUAUGGCCACGAGAAAAACAGGGCAUCGAUUUCAGCGAACUGGAAGAGGGAACACCCAUCAAUGGAACUCUAACAGGUUCCUACAACUCAAACAUCAUCGAUAUCGAAGUCGCAUAG
This is a messenger RNA of Fusarium graminearum PH-1, 417 nucleotides long. RefSeq lists its product as uncharacterized. Lineage: Eukaryota; Fungi; Ascomycota; Sordariomycetes; Hypocreales; Nectriaceae. The transcript has a single exon. Bases 1 to 417 code for a protein of 138 amino acids. The record is from RefSeq and is a predicted model, not a curated record.